This is a messenger RNA of Anas platyrhynchos (mallard), 5704 nucleotides long. RefSeq names its product ST3 beta-galactoside alpha-2,3-sialyltransferase 6 (gene ST3GAL6). The record is from RefSeq and is a predicted model, not a curated record. Gene Ontology annotation, molecular function: sialyltransferase activity. Lineage: Eukaryota; Metazoa; Chordata; Aves; Anseriformes; Anatidae. Gene Ontology annotation, biological process: glycolipid biosynthetic process.
AAUGUGUUUUUCUCAGCUGUUAACUGCCAGAGGGUGACGAGUUGCUGGCUGGGGGCAGGAAGGAGGAGCAGGCGCUGCGCUUCCAGCUGGAAGUGGUGAGGGAGGACACGGCGGGGAGAUGGAGCAGCGCGGUAUUUUCCUUCACUCAAGUCCCUGCUCCCCCGGGAAAGCUUUAAUAUGAACUGAGGAGGAGUUUCAGUUGACUCGAGCCAAAAAACAUCUGCCAAAGUAUGCAGCAUGCUUCCUUUCACAUUUUCUCUUGCAGAUGGGGCUCCGCUGAACCCAGCUCUCCUCUUCAUCCUCACAUAAACAAAACCAUACGGAAAUAAGGCUUGAAUAGCCCUGAUAAGAAGCUACAGAAGCUCUUCUACAUCUCUGCAGUUUUAUCAGUGAGAAGAUUCAAAGCUAGAAACUCCGCCCUGUCGACAAUUGGUCUAUCAGUCAUGAAACGAAUUCUUCUGUUUUUUAUCCUGGCUGCUGCUGUUAUGUAUGGUAUACUGCACGGAAAUUUGUGGAGAAAUAACCUCUACUGGAUUAGCUUUUAUGGACAAACUUCUGUGAGGGCUCCUUCUUCCAAUGAGGCUAGUGGAGUUACCCAGCUGCUACCUACGGCUGUGGAGAGAAGGAACAUGCUAGACACAUGUCUCCUGAAACCAGCAUUUGAAUCUUUACUGGAUGUUGACAAAAUAUACCCAUUCCUGUGUGCCAACGAUUUUAUCAGAGCAGCAGAGUUCCAUGGAAGUGAUAAGUUUGAGCUACCUUAUGGAAUAAAGAGAGCAGAGCAAUUUUUUCGUUUAGCUCUUUCAAGACUGCAAAACUGUGGACUGUCCAAUGAAGAUGACAGCGUUUCCUGUCGACGGUGUGUUGUGGUCGGUAACGGAGGAGUACUUCGAAAUAAGACGUUAGGGGAAAAAAUUGACUCAUAUGAUGUGAUAAUAAGAAUGAAUAAUGGCCCUGUUAUAGGGUAUGAAGAGGAUGUUGGGAGAAGGACAACUUUCCGCCUUUCUUACCCAGAAUCCAUCUUCUCAGAUCCGAUCCACUACGACCCCAAUACAACUGUUGUUAUCAUCGUCUUCAAACCACGUGACUUAAAGUGGCUUUGGGAGAUACUAGGCGGUCAGAAAAUUAGUGCUAAAGGCUUUUGGAAGAAACCAGCUCUGAACAUGAUAUACAAAUCUAAUCAGAUCAGGAUUCUUGAUCCCAGCAUCACCAGAAAAACGGCUUAUGAUUGGCUUCAUUUCCCAACAAGGUUUCCCAAAAAAGAGAAACCCAAGCACCCAACAACGGGGCUAAUUGCCAUUACACUAGCAUUUCACAUUUGUCAUGAAGUUCACCUGGCAGGCUUCAAGUACGACUUCACUGACAGAAACAGUUCUUUGCACUACUAUGGCAACGAUACAAUGUCUCAGAUGAUGCAGAAUGAAUACCAUGACAUCAGCGCUGAGCAGAAAUUUUUGAAGAAGCUUAUAGACAAGAACUUCGUGGUCAAUUUGACAUGAAAGAUGGAAAAUAUGAAGAACAAUCACUAUUUUCAAGAUUCAAAAAAAUUUUAUUUUUUUGUAUGACACUUUUAUUUUUUAAGUGCAACAUAACUGUUUACUGUUUAAAAGGAGCACAGAAACCUCACAAGGCAGAAGCUUCUUCUAAGCCUGAGGAUAAUGGACUGUUGCAAACAGAGAACUGAAUUUCUGUGAAGUUAUUUAAUACUGGGGAAAAACAUGACACUUUCAGCUGAAAGUAUCAGGGAUAUAGAAAAAAAAAAUGUGAUCCACAUGACUUAUUUAUCAGCAAGAACUUUUUCCAACUGUUUAAUUCUCUGGAAUAUCUUCCUUUCUAACAUUGUCCUCCAAAAAGGUUACACUGUCAAGAGACUGCGAAGAGCGUUUAGGUAAUGGAUGUAAAGUCUUGAAUCUCUUGUAAUCUGAAAGUGGCUUUAAAAACAAUGCCUAUAAAUCAUUACCGUGUCUGGGAGAAGGGGAAACAUACAGAGCACACAGGCUUAAGCCUGUCCUACUCCUGAGCAGAGAACAUCAUCUUCAGUGAAGAAGCCACAGCCUGCAUUGGUCAUCUACUCUGAACUGCUGUCUGCAUGUGCCAAAGGUGAAUACCCUUUGGUCUGAUUUGUGGAUUUGUUGGUAUUGACAAUGCUUGUGUUGUAUCCAGUUUAUGGAAAAACAUACACCCUGUGCUGUGCUUCCAAUAAAUUUUACAAGUUUUGACUUCUCUUAGAAAAAAGGGAGUUUGAAGACUGAAGAUUUGUCUUAAUUACUUGUCUGUUACUUCCUGCAAACCACAAAAGGAAUGUGAGCUGGGACAGAGAUGCAGAGUGUAUCUUCCUGUUCACUUGUCAAGUAUCAAGAUAAUUUUUCCAGACUAGCAUAAUCCCCUUUUUCACAUGCUGUAGUGAAUAUCCGACUUUGAAAUGCAUCAAUGUGAACAACUGUUCUUAUUUUUGAUAGUGGAGCAUGCUGGGGAACGUUCAAGAUGUACAUCAGCUGAAUUAUCAUUUGGCUUCUGCUAAUCUUUUCCAUUUUUACUUUUAGAUUUAAAGAAAGUGGCUGAACUAAAUUAGCAGUGGGAAUUUACAUGGGAUUUUAUGAAAGUACUUAAUGGGAUGGUUACAUUUCCUGUAUUGAUUUUUGUCUCAGACAGGCCUGCUGAAUUAGUUAAAUUUGUUAGGGAAUGACCUUGACAACUAUCAAAGAUUAACUGAAAAAGUGAAAUGCCAUUCUAAUUCUUUCAUAGGAUAUAUAUACAUGUUUAUCUUCUUUAUUUCGUCAGGUUUGUUUGAAGAUUUUUUGGUUAUCUUGAUCAAUCACACCUAAAGAAAGCACAAAAGUCUGCUUCCAAAAAAAACCACAAACAAAACAGACAAACAAACAAAACAAAAAACACCUCUUCAAUGUUGGUAGAAAAAAAAUCAUGAGCACAGUAUCAUCUUUUUCAGGAGCUGAGGAUUACAAGUGUACUGAACAGCAACAUAGAAGAGUAAGCAUGACCAGAAUCAGAGUCAGAGUGACCAGAGAUCAGUCUCAUCCUUUUCCCAUUUCUCUUGCAGCGUGCAAUAGGUAUCUGAAAACUGCCUGUAGUUCUCAUCUUUUUCUUUAGCACUUUGGUUCUGCAGUUGGGAAUUGCUGAGUGCAGCAUGACUUGCAGGCAAACCUCACCCAAAGAAGAGGUGCCUUUUGCUGCAUGGUAUUUUCACUUAAUGACUCCUGACUUCUGUUUGGUUUCAAGCAAAUUGGAUGCAUUCAAAAUAACUGAGGAUGUCAUUAAAAUCUGCAUCCCCCUUGUGGUACAGGCAGUGCCAUGAGUGUGGCAGUUCAGCCACCUCAAGUGAUCCUGUGUGGGGUCAGUCCUUGUCCAGCUGGGUGCAGGGAGGGGAGGGGCAUGCCAGAGGUGCUGGGGGCAGCGGGGCAGGUGUCUGUCCUGGCAGAAGUGUGGGAAACCAGAAUUUCUUCACAAGGUGGUGGAAGGAGUCUUACUCAGUUAUUCUUGUGUAUAGCCUUCCCCCGUCCCCUUUUAACAGGCACAUUUCUGAGGCUUUGAGAAGGGCUCUGCUUAAAAAUCUGAACAGGAAUAGGUAGGGUUAUGCACCAGAAGGCAGUGAUACUACUAUUUUUAGCUCUACCAUAAUGUAUUUCUCAUGAUUAUUUCAGUUAGUAAGUUUUGUACAUGACUGUAUAGCACCAGACCUGCAGCGAUUUAAACUACUGACAACAGCAACUCCCCAGGAAAACAAAAAUCCAAGGCAAGGUUUUUCAUAAAGCUCACAACACUGACCUUUCUUUGCAUGGAAGCCCCUAGCAGAUGUCUCACUGUGCCGAGGGCAGAGCCAGGCAGAGGUGGGUGCAUCCCCCCUAGGAACCUGGGGUUGCUCCCAGAGCCAGCCCUGGCUCCCCCAAGUGUUGUGGGGUGCCCCGCUGCUGUGGACUGGAUACCAGGGUAUGGGCUCGUCCACCUGACAUCCCACACCACGCUGACUGCAAGGACUUCUGUCCAGGAGAGCUGUUGCGUUUGCCAUCUCUGUGCAGUGUCUGGUUCUUGUGAUGGUGCUGGCUGUGUUUGUUGUUUUCCAUGUGAUUAGUGUGCUGUCUACCGGCAUAUAUCCCUAUCAGCUGCUCCUGCUUAUUUCUUUUUAGUAAGUCUCCCCACUUGAAUAUCUUUCUCUUUUUGGCAAUUAAACAGUACUCCUGUGGAUGUUUUUUCCCCGCUUCUUUUUCUCCUGCAGGAAAGUUUGAGUCAGUGUAGGCUGAGGUUGCCCUCACAGGAGGGUGACUCAGUAAAGGUUAGAGCCAGGCCUGUUUGCUCAGGCCUGAGCCAAGAGUUAACGCUAUUGAUAAACCGUAGGGCAGUGUUUUUUGAAAGCACAGCCUGCUGGCCACCAGCUCUUAUCUUCAAUAAUAAGCUGUGAGCUACCUGAUUCAUUGGUUUUCCCCUGUAAGAUGUUUUGGUAGGGUUCUGUGUAUGCUAGCACUGCUUUGUCAGCCUCACUUCAUGAGGUUGUUUUGUGCUGUUCUGCCUUGAGAACAGUUACUGCUUUUACACGGACUUGAUGUAGGCAGGAAUAACGCUGUGUACUCCGUCAGUAAUGUCUACAGAUCAUGGUGUCUAUUUUAUCUGGGCACAGGUUUUCAAAAGUAGCUUGCAAUACUAAAGAUUAGGCUUGGGACUUUAUUAAUUAAAAAAGAAAUAAUAAUAAUAAAAAAGCAAUAAUGCUUACUCUGACUAUUUCAAUCUCUUUGAGAAUGAGUUGAUAUUAAGAUUUUCUCUUCCCAUUUUUGUCAUUCCUAAAGGCAAGGGUUCUGCACUGAAAUGUUAUUGUACUAGCUGCCCAUUACGUUGAUCACAUCAUCAGUGGUGAAGCUGCCACGUUUAAAUCCCAGGUUGCUGCAGGCCUUAUUUCCAUGUCUGGUAACAGCAUAACUAUGUAGGUGCCAGGUACCUUAUGUGAAGUGUAUUUCUGUAUCAGUUGCAGAUGGUUUCACCAUUGCUUCCUCCCUUCACAUUCUCCAGCAGUCUGCUGAAAUUCAAGCCAGCAGCAUCUUGCAGCAGACGUGCUCCUGCAUUUUAUCUGCCCCCCUGUACAAUAAUGCUCCACCAUCAGAAAGACCCAGCUCUAAAGUACCAACACGUACACACAGACACACACACACAGCCAGGUGACUUGCAUCAGCCAAAGUUCUGUUUGGCUCAGACUUUUAGGGUGCCUGUUUGUUUUUGUCGGUAUCUUUUCCUCUACUGUAAUAAUUAAGGGAAGUUCUGAGAUAUGAUGUAAGAAGGAAGGUGAGAAAUUAUUGCACUAAAUAUGAAUUUGAGAGUGCUUGAAAGAUUAAAAGAGUGCUUAAAACAAAACCAUGUUCCAGUGGCUCUGUGUUGAGAAUAAUGCAGAAUCACAAUGUUGGUGUUUAAUAAUUAGUGUAUGGUAUUUCUUGUAUCCUACGCCAUGUUUCUCUUUUUAACAGUGCCCUGGCAGGUAAUACAACACCUUAACUUUUAAGCGGAGUCUGAUUUUUAAGAACAUUAGAAAGCUCGACGUCGGUUUCUGGUGUAGGUAAUUAUUUUAUUUGCCAUUUUUCUUAAGUUUUAUAUGCCUUUAAAGUGCCAACUGUAUUUUGAAGACAUUCUUAGAGUUUUUCAAGUGAAAUUUUGAAUGCUACAAAUGGAAAAAAAAUAUUUUUCUGUGAAUAAAUUGUGUUAAAGA